Messenger RNA from Naegleria lovaniensis, 510 nucleotides. RefSeq lists its product as uncharacterized. The record is from RefSeq and is a predicted model, not a curated record. Gene Ontology annotation, biological process: response to oxidative stress; protein repair. Bases 1 to 510 code for a protein of 169 amino acids. The transcript is spliced from 2 exons. NCBI's taxonomy places the organism in Eukaryota, Heterolobosea, Eutetramitea, Acrasida, Naegleriidae. Gene Ontology annotation, molecular function: peptide-methionine (R)-S-oxide reductase activity. Gene Ontology annotation, cellular component: cytoplasm.
AUGGGUUACACGGACCAAGUAAGACAAUUACUCAAGCAAGUAGAAACGGAUGAAUCUGUCAUUGUAGAGGACGAAAAUCAACUUCCUCCUCCUACAGUCCAAAAAACCGAUGAAGAAUGGAAGAAGAUCUUAACUUCCAAACAGUAUGAAGUGCUGAGACGAGCCGGAACCGAACCAUCGUUUUGUGGAGGCUAUAAAACAUUCAAGGAUCAAUUAAAACAAAAUCAGCAAGAGGAAGGAGUCUUUCAUUGUUCAGCUUGUGAUGCUCCUUUGUUCAAUGCAAAGACGUCUUUUGAUUCGGGCUCGGGAUGGCCAUCUUUUUGGGCUCCUGUUGCACCCAAAGCCAUUGGUUACAUUAUCGACAGUACUCUUGGAAUGGAACGAGUGGAAGUGGUGUGCAAUAGUUGUCACUCUCAUUUGGGCCAUGUAUUCAGUGAUGGACCUCGUGACAAAACUAAACUUCGAUACUGCAUUAAUGCUAUCUGUUUGGCAUUGAAAGUGAAAAAGUAG